AUGUUAAUAUUUAAAAUAUUGAUUUAUUUAUUAGUUUCGAAAUCGGAUGGAUGCAAAAUAACUGGGAUUUUAUACACACCUAAGUCUUUUCCUGCAAAUAAUGUGGUUGUAUCAUUCAAAAACAGUCAAACGAUUAGUAAUAAAAAAGGAGAAUUUGAAUUGGAAAUAGAUUCAAAUGAAGUAUAAGGAUAGCUAAGUUUGAACAUUGCAAAUUAAUUCACAAUGUAAAUUGAAAUAAAUAGAGAUGAUUGCCCUGUAAAUUUAGGAAGAAUAUUAUUGGACAAUAACGAAAGUGUGAAAACAAGUAUUUAAGGUUGUGUGAUAUAAAGUGAUAAUUUAUUACCAGUUUCUGAUACUACAAUAAGCAUAGUUUAUGAUUAGCCCACUCUUUUGGAUAUAUAAGAAAUUAAAACUGGGUAGGAUGGUUGUUUUUUAGCAAAAAACAAGUUAAUGAAAUUGUUGAUAUAUCAAGCCUCAAUAUCAAUCAAUUUAUAGGGUUACUUUAAAUAAUAACAAAUUGUUUAAUUAUAUGACUCAUAUAAUGCAGACCUUGGAUAGAUUUUCAUGAAACCGAAUUACUAUCUUGUAAAUUUGUAAGUUAAUAUCAACAGAAAUUGCUAAGAAAAUUAGACAUAAAUUCAGAAUUCAAAUGUAGUAUAGAUUUCAUUUUCAUGUGGAACUGAAUACAAAGAUUAAUUUAUGACGUAGAAGGAUGUUAAUGUGAUUUAACUAGAUAAGGCAUUUAAAGAAGGAUUUGAGUACUCUUGUGGUAUUAUGAUAAUGAACCCUAACUGUGGGAUACUAUAUUCUGUAUUCAAAGUGAAAGAGAAGUCUAAUAUAACAACUGAUUUCAACUUUAGCCCUUAAGUGAUAAAGAAGAAGGCCUUAUCGAGUACUAAAUUCACUGGGAGAGUGUUGGAAAUGCAAGGUCUAUAAUGCACAGAUAAGUAGGAAAAUGCAAUCGAGAGUGUAAAGAUAUUAUAUUAUAUCGAAUUCACAGCGAAAUAAUUAAUUAAUUCCACAUUAAGUGAUGGAGAAGGUUACUUCACAUUGUAUGCUGAAAACCCAUUGAUUAAUGGUUAGUUUAAUGGAAUAUUUAUUUUUUAGAAGGAGGGAUAUUUGCCGAAUGAAGUAGACAUCACUUAUAAUACCAUGAAUAAGGAUUAGGAAUAUCCAAUUGGAACAAUACAACUGAUAAAUAUGAGUGGAUUAACGGAAUGUUGA
Messenger RNA from Paramecium octaurelia, 1224 nucleotides. The record is from the annotation of a GenBank genome assembly. NCBI's taxonomy places the organism in Eukaryota, Ciliophora, Oligohymenophorea, Peniculida, Parameciidae.